Esox lucius (northern pike) is the source of this 4500-nucleotide messenger RNA. Its product is annotated as ankyrin repeat and BTB/POZ domain-containing protein 2. Lineage: Eukaryota; Metazoa; Chordata; Actinopteri; Esociformes; Esocidae. The record is from RefSeq and is a predicted model, not a curated record. The transcript is spliced from 15 exons. Gene Ontology annotation, molecular function: protein heterodimerization activity. The coding region runs from base 506 to 3628 and encodes 1040 amino acids.
CAUGCAUAUACACUUACAUCAACACUCGGUGGCAUACUUGAAAUUCCUUGUUACUGUAUUGGUCGAGAUAAAUUUUGUCCUGUACCAGAAAAACUCAAGUUUAAGAAUAAGUGCAAUAUUUUAUAUUUUCCACACGAUGGCGCAGUAUGACGGUAUUGUAAUACGAUACCAACCCUUGUUAUAGUAUGUUUAAUUUAUCCUAUUGGCUCAAAGACUUCUCAAAGCCGAUUGGUGCAUGCACCGUUCUUUUUAAAUGUUAGUUUGAUUGAGACUGCAGAACAAAACAUAUGCUUAUGUUUAAAGUAUCGGCUGGCAAAAAGUGUCACUGCAUCCGUAGACAGACAACGAAACUGCUAAAGAAGUGAUAACAUAAACUUAAAAUAAAAGUUAUUUACGUUCAUUUGACACUAAAAGUUAAUGGGUUGUAUUUCUUUCCGUGCGUAAAACUGACCUUUAAAUCUAAUUUGGCGCUGUAAGGCCAACUAAUUUGGCGCUUUAAGGAACAAUGUCAAGCAGUCCCAGGAUGAUAAAGACCCUUGAAGAUCUAAGCCUGGACUCCGGCUACGGAGCGGGGGAAUCCUACCAGUCCCUCAGCCUUUCAUCGUCCAGGUCGCGGCAAUCCCAGACCCAUCUACACCAGGCAACCUGGUGGCAUCAGACCGGCUCUCUGAGCAGCAGGAACACAAGCUGGGAUGCGGUCAACACAGUGUUGCCCGAAGAUAUAGACGACGUCCUCACCGAGUUUCCCCGUCUGCCGGAACUGGAAGAUGUCCCCUGGACCGACCUGGAGGUCGCUGAAGUCUUGCGUAAAGUGGCGGGCGGGAAGUUCCUUUUCCUAGGGGAUGCAGUUCGCCGUCUUUCUGUGCUGCUUCGAAGGGCUUUGGUUCGUAUCUCUCGGGAGGCGCAGAGACUGAGCGUGCUGCACCGGCGAUGCACGCGGUUCGAGGUUCAGAGCGCCGUUCGUCUGGUGCUGAGCUGGGGGCUGGCGGAGCGGUGCGUGGCUGGAACGGUGAGGGCCAUCUCUCUCUACUGCAUGAGCUCAGGCGAGACCCUGCGUCAACGCGGCAAGUCCUCGCGCUGCGGGCUCAGCCUAUCGGUGGGAAGAUUCUUCCGGUGGAUGGUGGACACCCGCGUGUCAGUGCGCGUGCAUGAUCACGCAGCCAUCUGUUUGGCUGCAUGUGUGGAGAGCUUGGCGGAAGAUGUGGCCGCGCGGGUGCUGAUGAUGAUGUCGGACGAACGAGAGCGCGAGGGCACCUGUGAUCAGGUAUCCAUUGAAAUCUUGGACGAGAUUGUCAAUAAUGACGCAGAGCUGUGGGGAAUGAUGCAGAACUAUGAGCAUCUGAUAUGCGGGAAAAAUGUUGAGCUUUCCCCGUCGGCCCAUGUCAGUCCAUACCCGGAGGAUCCCUGUGCACCAAUGGAAAGCAGUGAGGAUGCCUAUGCCCAGCAGGAGCUACAUGCUCUGGAACAGUCCCUUCUGGUCACAUACGUGGGCAGCAUCGCAGAACUCAGUGAUCUCGUGUCGCGGGCCAUGCACCAUAUAAAGCGUCUCUGCGCCGUAAGCUCCUCCCUCAGCCCUAUUCGCCCAGCCAAUAACUAUUCAGUAUGCUGGGCGCCUGAUGCUCUGCAUACCCUUUACUACUUCCUGUCCAGCUCGCAAAUGGAAUCACUUGAGAACCCUAAUCUGGAACCCCCCAGGACAGCCUUAAGUACAGAGCGACAAUUCAUGCUCCUCCCCCCUCUUGUGGAGUGGAUACGGAUUGCCGUGGUGCACGCCGAGCACCGCCGCAGCCUGUUGGUUGACAGUGAUGAUGUCAGACAGAGUGCCAGACUGCUCCUCCCCGGUCUGGAUUGCGAGCCCAGACAGAUGAGGUCUGAGUGUUGUUUCAGCUCAUACAGGCUCCUGGAUUCUAAGGCAGCUACAGAGAGGCUUCAGCUGGACCUGGGCUUCCGCAUGCUGAUGUGUGGCAGAGCAGACCUUAUUGGUCAGGCCACUCGGCUACUGGGACCAUCAGGGAUUAACACCAAAGACGACCAGGGAAUGACCCCUCUAAUGUAUGCAUGUUCAUGUGGAGACGAGGGUCUCGUCCAGAUACUACUGGAGGCUGGUGCCAAACCUGACCUGGCGGUUCCUUGCUAUUCACCGAAACAGCCUUCAGUCCACCCUGACAGUCGUGGUUGGGUUGCCCUUACAUUUGCUGUGCUUCAUGGACACCUUGCAGUGGCUCAGCUGCUGUUGGAGGCGGGAGCAGACGUGGAGGGUAGGGCUGUUACGCCUAGUCAGGAGAGCUUUGCUGAGACUCCGCUGCAGCUAGCCUCCGCCGCUGGAAACCAUGAGAUGACCAGCCUGUUACUGGCCCACAGUGCCGACCCGCUGUUCAGAGUGCAAGACGGGAAUGCUCCGACAUCACCGCUUUACGAAAACAUGAACUGCUUCAGCUGCGCCGCUGCACAUGGACACAGGAACAUCCUAAGGAGACUUUUGACCCAACCCCAUCCAACCAAAGAGGACAUCCUCUCUUUGGAGGAGAUAUUGGCUGAGGGCUUCCAAGAGAAGGAGGAGGCUAGCUCCCUCUCUCCUUCCUGUCCCAGUCCUGGUAGCAAUUAUUUCUGCCCCAGUAGCUCCAACCCAAUGCCCAGGCUGUGUAAGGCCAGGAUGAAGGCUCUUCAGCAGGCUUCCUACUACAGCGCUGAGCACGGCUACCUGGAUGUCACCAUGGAGCUUCGAUCUCUGGGUGUUCCCUGGAAGCUCCAUGUUUGGCUAGAGUCCCUUCAAGUGGCCCAACAACUGUCCAGGGAGGAGGUUACCCUCCGACUCCUCAGUGACUUCCCCUCCAUCAGGCCACAGGACUACUGUCAGGAUCUGAUAUCACCUGGCCUACCUCUCAUGUUCAACAUGCUUGCGACCAGCAAGGACUAUGCCAUAACCAAGAGACUGGCAGCCAUCUUCUCCCACUGUUAUGGCUCAGCUCCUAUUCCUUCAGUUCCACAAAUGGACCUCACUCUCUCCACACAGCUAGAUGCACAUUUCCUGAACAACCCAGAGAUGUCUGACGUGACGUUGUUGGUGGAGGGUUGUCCCUUCUAUGCCCACAGGGUCCUCCUCAUGUCUGCCUCUGAAAGGUUUCGGUCUCUGUUGAGUUCCUCCGGGUCUGGCACCAGCACCAUUCACAUUUCGGACAUGCCCUAUGGCACCUUCCAGAGGAUGAUGAGUUGUCUGUAUUGUGGAGGGACCGAAGGUCAGAAGCUCUCCCAGGUGGAUGCCAUGGAGCUUCUUCCAUUGGUACAUUUCUUCCAGCUGAGGACUCUAGAGAAACAGUGUGAGAUCCAGCUCUCAGAGAGUAUCACCUUAGACAACGCUGUCAGCAUCUACUUAAUGUCCAGGGAUCACGGCGUGGUAGAUCUCCAAAGGUUCUGCGAAGGCUUCUUUCUGCAGUACAUGGACCAGCUCUUGGACAGAGAGGAAUUCCACAGACUGCUCCUGGGAGGGGCGAAUGAGAACCAGUUCUCCCCAGCGACAGAGACUCGGAGUGGGCCAAGCUGUGUCCGACAAUCCCCUCUCCUUCUGGACAAUCUAAAGGCCACUCUGAUCCACAGGCUGCUAUCGCUGUAUCCACCCUGCAGAGAUUGAGCUACCUGCCGUGUACUAGUUAUAAGUCCUUUCCUUUUUUUACCCUUUGCAUGCAUUGAUGUCAAACAACCAAACAGGUGAAUGACAAGUAGCUAUACCUGGUCUCAAAAGGCAUUAAUGGUUAACGAAAAAGGAGAAAGAGAAAGGCACACAAUGUUUCUGAGAUGGUCCUAAUUAUCUGGGAGAAGAACCGACAUGCUAGCAGGCCUGGAAAUGUCUGAUAACCCCAAAGAUGUAGUUGUAAAUAGAAAUCCCUGUGCGGGGUCCCCACACCAAAUUUCAGGGAGAAAACAAGUUAAGUUGAAGAUUCUGCAUCUGUGAAAACUGGAUAUUUCCAGUUUCUUAUGACCUCAGUGAAGGGAUAGAGAUGACUAACUGGUGUAGCUCAAGGCAUGUUGUUGAAACAGGUAGUUGAAGAAAGCAUAGUACUUGGUACUUCGACAAUGUCACAUUGUCACCUCCAGAGGUUAUAGUUGCUCAUAUGUGAAGCAGUCUCUGGACAGAGUACUUAUACUGUGAUCUGCCAGGCACUCAAGCCUGCUGCUAUUCUAUCUAAAUGCCUGUGAUACUGCCAAGACUGACUGUGAUGGUUGGAGAUGUGUAGGUAGUUUGGCAGCUUCUUUCCACACGUAUAUCUAUUUGGGAAAAUGCGACAGAAAGUGAGGUGAACAGCUCGGGUCCUCACAGACAGCAUCCCAGAAUGGGUAUAUGGAGUACUGCUGCCAUCUAGUGUUGUAUGUGUGACUGCUGUUUAUUGGCAAUUUGACCUACAUUACACCAAGCAGCCAUAACAUUACAUGACCACUGACAGGUGAAGUGAAUAACACUGAUAAUCUCAUUAUCAUGGCACUUGUCAGUGGGUGGGAUAUAUU